GACCAGUGUGGCGGGGGUUCCGGGGGCGGCACUGAGGCCGGCCCGCGGGGGUCUCAGCGAUGUUUUACUCAGGGCUCCUCACCGAGGGCGGCCGCAAGGAGACCGACAUGCGGGAGGCGGCGUCGCUGCGGCAGCAGCGCCGGAUGAAGCAGGCCGUGCAGUUCAUCCACAAGGACUCGGCUGACCUUCUGCCCCUGGACGGCCUCAAGAAGCUGGGCUCGUCCAAGGACACGCAACCACAUAACAUUCUGCAGAGGCGCCUCAUGGAAACCAACCUGUCCAAGCUCCGAAGCAGUCGUGUCCCUUGGACCUCCAAGACCAACAAACUCAAUCAGGCCAAGUCUGAGGGACUGAAGAGGUCUGAGGAUGAUGACAUGAUUUUGGUUUCUUGCCAGUGUGCUGGAAAGGAUGUGAAAGCCCUGAUUGACACAGGCUGUCAGUAUAAUCUCAUCUCUUCAGCCUGUGUGUAUAGACUGGGACUCAAGGAGCAUGUCAGAUCUCACAAGCAUGAAGGAGAGAAGCUUGCUCUACCCCGGCAUCUGAAAGUAGUGGGCCAGAUUGAGCACCUCGUGAUCACACUGGGCUCUCUCCGCCUGGACUGCCCAGCAGCUGUGGUUGAGGACAAUGAGAAAAACUUGUCCCUUGGUCUGCAGACUCUCCGGUCCCUGAAGUGCAUCAUAAACUUGGAUAAACACCAGCUGAUCAUGGGGAAAACAGACAAAGAAGAAAUUCCUUUUGUGGAGACAGUGUCCUUGAGUGAAGACAACACUUCAGAAGCAUAACCGCAGCCUGCAGUGUGUCUGCACAGGUGCACACACCAAGUGGACAGAUGGAGAAACCGGGGUUUGAACCAAAUGCAGUAGCAACUUGCUGUGGACCAAGUCCUUUUCUCUAAUAGAAGCCACAGGGGCUCUUUCCCACCCAGACCUCUCUAGACUUUAGUCUGUGCUUAGAGAUCUUGUCUGGUUAUAGCCAUUGUUUUCUACUCCUUUGACCACUUAAUAUAGACCUUUUGACACUGCCAGGUCUCACUUGUGGCCUCUUUCUCUGCUUCUUCCAGGAACUUGCUUUUAUUAGUCAAAUAUAGGGGCUGCCAGGUUCUAUUUCCCCAUAAGUACACUUGCUACUUCUCCUAUAGCUAAAAUGUAUAAUAAACAGGACCCUGACCUUUAUCUCCUUUCAGCUGUUUCAGACAGGUGCAGGAUAUGUCUCAGAAUGAACAUCUCUUCUAAUUCAUUCAUUGGUUUCUCAAGUAUGAAUAGAUCUGAGAUCAGAAAGAGCCCAGGGAGAUCAAUUUAAAGGUCCAGAGAGGCGACUGAAUUGUCUAAACUCAAACACAGAGUCAGCAGCAGAAGGGACCUAGAACUUUUUCCUGAAAAGCCAAGGCUGUGUUCGUUUGUUCUCCCAUGCUGCUUUGUUUACCUUUAGGACUUGAGAGGAAGGUAAAGAGAUGGGGGUUUGUAGAAAGGCAGGGUAGGGGAGGAAUGUGCUUUGGGGAUGGAAGCAAGGAGGACUAGGUGUCCCUCCCCUCUGUGAGCUAAGUCCGCUGAAAUUCCCCUGCCCUGAAUUGUCACAUUCAAGCCCUUGUCUUAGUACCUAAAAGCUGAAGGUACAAAGAUCAAUGAGAUGGUCUUUCACCUGGAAUUUCUUGAAGGAAAGGAGGGGAAGGAACCACAGACAGAAGAACGUUAAUUACUCUCUGAGAUGGAAUUGAAGGCUUCAGUAAAUACCGGUAAUCUGGGUAUCAUUGUUAGACAUUAAUACUCCCGGGAUGCAGUCGCUCUCUCUGCCCAGCCUGUUGUUUGUCUGGCCUGGACUCGAGUAGCUGCAAACAGGAGUAGGUAAACAAGGUGAAAAAACCUGGAACAGGCCCAGAAUGGAAGGGAGGAGUAGACAGAAUCAGUUGGUGGGAAGGCCUACACAGGGAAAUUUUUCUGGGAAGGAAACUUCCAGGCUGGAAAUUGAGGGUUUGAACACUCUUUAGCUCUGUCCUGGUAUGAGGGAAGUGGGAAGAGGAAGUGCCAGCAGGAGCUGGCAGUGUUAAUAAGGAAAACUUUUACUGACUGCCCAAUAUUUCCUGACCCCUCUCGAAGAACUGAAGAUUACAGGGACUUCUUGAAGCUUUUCGUUGGGGGCAUCAGCUUGGGCACACAGAUACCUAUAAUGGCAUUUCUUCUUCAAUUUGGUCAUAGAAGUGCCUGGAGAAGUCAGGAAAAUAGCCAGUUGUGGGUAUCCUUUUAGGAGAUUCCCAAGUCUACCCUUGAUUCAUAGCAUGAGUUCCCAGAGUGUUUAAUAGAUCCCACUUUGAACUUUGACAGGUCCCACCAACAGUCCUGCCUAACAUUCAGCUGCUGCUCCUACCAAACAACUCUUUGGGACUUGGGAUGUUUUUAGCCUUGCAGGAGCUCCCUCAAGACUAGAAGGAGACUUGGUGACCUCCAUUGAACAGCUGCAACCAGUUAUCCCGGGGUCAUCUGCAGACCCCGUUCUUAUCAGCUCCUAUAGAGGAAGUAAGAUGGAAAAUUAAGCAUAGCCGCAGUAGAGAUGGUCACCUUUGAAGCUUUAGCAGGGAUGCUUCCAGGCUCCCAGCCUCCAUUGCCCCCUUCGCUUCCACUCCAUUUUCUUACCUAGCGGGGCUUGUGCCUUCCCACUGAGGCCUCUCUACUCUCCUCCCGUCAUGACAGCACUUUGGUCUGCUUCUUAUCCGAGGACUGAGAUGAAAUACUUCACCCCUUCCCUAGUUGAAGUUCCACUCUGAGCCUUGGUUCCUGGCUGCAAGUGAGGCUUGUAGGAAAUUCCUGGGCCUGGUGUAUCUUUAUAUAGAUUCCCUGUAGACCAGUGAGACCAGGAAUUCUCAGGUACUAGAAUGAUUCUGUGCCCUUUGAGUUCAGGAUUAUAUGGCAUCAAGGGGAAGGUAGAUGACCUUUAGUGAUCUUUCUGGCCUCUGAGAAUUAGUGAUUUUUCCAAUUUUGGAAUAGAAACAAGUGGGGCAAUUUGAGCUUAAAGCAUCAUAAUCUCAAUGUAGUCAAAUCAUUUGAAUUUACUAACCAAAUUAUAUUUUAAACCUCAGGCUUCAUAGAGGUACCUUAAAAUGUCCAAAGACAAUUAUGGGAAAUUUUGAGCUUCAUUAAUCUUUAAAUGCUGCCAAGUUGAUUACUUUGGUAGCCCAUAUCUCCUUGAUAUUCAUUAGGGAGCACUUGGGUGUAUUUCGGGGGUGGGUGCUGGCAAGGUAAGCAGGUGAGGUCGGUUCUUCCCAGAAUCCUAGAAAAUUCUCUCUGGUACCUAGGUCACAGUUCUGAAGACAGGAAGCAGCAGGAAGUAGCUCUUAGAACUGGUACCCCUCACCUUCCUUGCUAGAUGUCCAUCUCAAACGCAGAAAGUUUGGAAGACUGUUUUUGUCAUUUGGUAUUUCUCUGCCUGACUUGUUUGAGGAACAAAUGUUUUCUGACCUUUCUAUUUCCCUGCCCUGCACAGAUCCCAUCUGGUACAAUUCUCUGUUCUUUAGCUCAAAGUGUCUAUAGAAUGACUGCUUAGUGCGUCAGCUCUCCUCACUCUUGUGCAAUAGCAAUAUCUUUUCAGGUCGGGGACAUGGAGGAGAUGAACUGCAUUACUUCCUCCCUCUGUUGCCAGGCCUCUGCAUUAGCACUUUAUCUGCUCAGUGUUUCUGGCUGUGUUGGGUUUAUUUGUGAGAUUGAUGUAACAAUAAAG
This is a messenger RNA of Artibeus jamaicensis (Jamaican fruit-eating bat), 3708 nucleotides long. RefSeq names its product nuclear receptor interacting protein 3 (gene NRIP3). The transcript is spliced from 7 exons. Gene Ontology annotation, molecular function: aspartic-type endopeptidase activity. The record is from RefSeq and is a predicted model, not a curated record. NCBI's taxonomy places the organism in Eukaryota, Metazoa, Chordata, Mammalia, Chiroptera, Phyllostomidae. Gene Ontology annotation, biological process: proteolysis. Bases 60 to 782 code for a protein of 240 amino acids.